Messenger RNA from Sardina pilchardus (European sardine), 686 nucleotides. It is a transcript of the gene cplx2b, whose product is annotated as complexin 2b. Gene Ontology annotation, biological process: neurotransmitter transport; synaptic vesicle exocytosis; regulation of neurotransmitter secretion. Gene Ontology annotation, cellular component: terminal bouton; SNARE complex. The transcript is spliced from 4 exons. Bases 242 to 646 code for a protein of 134 amino acids. The record is from RefSeq and is a predicted model, not a curated record. Gene Ontology annotation, molecular function: syntaxin binding. Lineage: Eukaryota; Metazoa; Chordata; Actinopteri; Clupeiformes; Clupeidae.
GAGGAGGGACCAGCGAUACGAGCGCCGUGGAUCAGAAGCCGAGAAAUCACACCAGGAAAGACCAGCGAAGCCACCGCUCUGCACUCGCCGAGAACCUGGAGGAGCGAUAGAGAUUUAUCCGGAGUGCAGCACAUAUUGACAGCAGCGAGCCAGUGCCAGGCCUCGGGGAGAGACAGAGGGCUACACAUGCAACUUUCUCUUUAGCUUUUUUUUUGUCAAGACCUGAACACACAAGUGCGCCAUGGAUUUUGUGAUGAAGCAAGCUCUUGGGGGGGCCACCAAAGACAUGGGGAAGAUGCUGGGUGGGGAGGAGGAGAAGGACCCCGACGCACAGAAGAAGGAGGAGGAGAGGCAGGAGGCCCUGAGGCAGCAGGAGGAGGAGCGGAAGGCCAAGCACACCCGCAUGGAGGCCGAGAGGGAGAAAGUACGGCAGACCAUUAGGGACAAGUACGGCCUGAAGAAGAAAGAGGAGAAAGAGGCCGAGGAGAAGGCGGCCAUGGAGCAGGCGUGCGAGGGCUCGCUGACACGUCCGAAGAAAGCCAUCCCCCCCGGGUGCGGAGACGAGGACGAGGAGGACGAUGAGAGCAUCCUGGACACCGUCCUGAAAUUCCUGCCCGGACCGCUGCAGGACAUGUUCAAGAAGUAACGGACAUGGAGGCUACACUCCAGGCUGGCAGGAAGGAAGG